Cucurbita maxima (winter squash) is the source of this 3851-nucleotide messenger RNA. RefSeq lists its product as uncharacterized. The record is from RefSeq and is a predicted model, not a curated record. The transcript has a single exon. Bases 691 to 3453 code for a protein of 920 amino acids. NCBI's taxonomy places the organism in Eukaryota, Viridiplantae, Streptophyta, Magnoliopsida, Cucurbitales, Cucurbitaceae.
CCUUUCUUACUGUUUGCUAAGAGAGAGGUAGCGUAGAAGAUUUAAGAAUCAGGUCAGACAGAGAGCAGUUGUCUUCAUUUCGCUUCUUUUGCUCUGAUGGGAGAGUAUUUCUUGCCAAGAAUCGCUCGUAUUUUUCUGGUUCAAUCUGCUACUGAAAUCGAAGAUUGACCCAAGAACUAUUGCUGGUUAUUUGGUGUUUUCUUGUGAAUUUCUGUUCUGAUUACCGGUGAUAUUUCGUCUGUGAAAUGCCUUUUUUGUGUAUAAAUUAAAGGAUCUGGAUUCUGGGUUUUUAGGUUUUGACCCUUUUCGAAUGUUUCUGUGCGGGACUCGCCUCGGUAUUUCUGGUCUUUGUCUUGACUUUUAUGUAGAGAAUAGAAUGUCAAUUAGCAGUUCAUUUUCUGACAUUCGAUGAACUAUUUGUGUCCGAUGGCUUAUUUGAAUUCGUAAGAGCUGGGGUUUUGAAUUUCUAAUCGAAUUGUCCUGUAAGGUAUUUUUGAAAUGGGGUUUCUCUGAUCUGUUUCAAGAUCCUUUCUGAUUGCCUUUUGGGGGUCUAGGGUUCGAAGCUGAACGAUUCUUUUCCCAAAUCUUUUUAAGUUUGAUGGGCUAGACCCCCACCCCCCAUUGCUGUUAUUUCUGAUCCAAGAUUUUGAUUCUUAAUCUCUCUGGGUUUCCUUUUGAAAACCAGCUUAAAUGCAUCUUUCACCAUGGAAAAUUCUGUCACAUUGCGCUGCUGCUCUAUUAAUGGACAAGAAGAGCCGAAGAAGAGAUGGGUCUGCCACUGGACAUGAGUCCAAGAAAAACUUAUCAAUUCUUCGAAAACUGCAAGAGGACAAGCUUAGGGAAGCUCUUGAAGAAGCAUCUGAAAAUGGGUCUCUCUUCAAAUCGCAAGAUGUUGACGAAUCCGACUCAAUCGGCGACCAGGACGGCGGCGGCGGCGGCUUGGGCAAGUCCCGUUCGCUCGCCAGACUCCACGCACAGCGAGAAUUUCUACGCGCCACUGCACUCGCCGCCGAGCGCACUUUCGAGUCUGAAGACGACAUUCCUGACCUCCAUGAAUCUUUCUCCAAGUUCCUUAUGAUGUAUCCGAAUUUCCAGUCCUCGGAGAAGAUUGAUCAGCUGAGGUACAACGAGUACUCGCAUCUUUCUUCAAAGGUAUGCCUCGAUUACUGUGGCUUCGGACUUUUUUCUUAUGUUCAAACACUGCACUAUUGGGAGUCCUCCACAUUUAGCUUGUCUGAGAUUACAGCAAAUUUGAGUAACCAUGCUCUUUACGGAUGUGCUGAAAAAGGGACGGUUGAACAUGAUAUUAAGGUCAAGAUCAUGGACUAUUUGAACAUUCCUGAGCAUGAAUAUGGGCUUGUGUUUACUGUGAGUAGAGGGUCAGCUUUUAAAUUGCUUGCUGAUUCAUAUCCUUUUCAUACGAACAAGAAAUUGUUGACCAUGUUUGAUUAUGAGAGCGAAUCUGUGAAUUGGAUGGCUCAGUGUGCUAGAGAGAAAGGUGCAAAAGUUUAUAGCGCCUGGUUCAAAUGGCCAUCCCUGAAACUCUGCUCCACUGAUUUGAGAAAACAAAUUUCAAAUAAGAGGAGUAAGAAGGACUCUGCUACUGGUCUUUUCGUGUUUCCGGUUCAAUCUAGAGUGACGGGGGCGAAGUACUCGUAUCAAUGGAUGGCUCUAGCACAACAGAACAACUGGCAUGUUCUGCUUGAUGCUGGAUCUUUGGGUCCGAAAGACAUGGAUUCGCUUGGACUGUCCCUUUUCCGGCCAGAUUUUAUUGUUACAUCGUUCUACAGAGUUUUCGGGUUUGAUCCUACUGGUUUCGGAUGUCUACUAAUCAAGAAAUCCGUAAUGGCAAGUUUACAGAAUCGUUCUGGGAGUACAGGGUCAGGAAUUGUGAAGAUAACUCCUGAAUAUCCUAUGUACCUGAGUGAUUCAAUUGAUGGUAUUGAUGGAUUUGCUGGGAUUGAAGAUGAUGGAGUCUCUGAGAAUGUCGAUAAAGCCUCUGAAUCACGGCAAAGAUCUCAGUUGCCUGCUUUCUCGGGCGCAUUUACAUCUUCUCAGGUUAGAGAUGUAUUCGAAACUGAGAUGGAUCAUGAAAGUUCUGAAAGAGAUGGUACGAGCACUAUAUUUGAGGAAACAGAGAGUUUCUCUGUCGGAGAGGUGAUGAAGAGCCCGAUAUUCAGUGAAGACGAGUCAUCUGAUAACUCGUUGUGGAUAGAUUUAGGUCACAGUCCACUUGGGUCUGAUAAUGCUGGCUUCAACAAACACGAAAUCGCCUCCCCAUUGCCCCCAUAUUGGUUUGCAUAUCGAAAGAAUAGGAGACAAUCACCCAAACCAACUUCAAAAAUUUACAGCAGCCCGCUUUAUAAUGACAAAGAAGUAAAUUCAAGGCCAGCUGAUGAAAUAAAUAUUCUGUCAUUUGAUGCUGCUGUCAUGUCAGUUUCUCAAGAGCUCGAUUCAGUAACGAGCCCUGCCUCACAGAGCGGUAAAAAGAGUUCAGAACGUACAGACGUGUUGGAGGUAGAUGAAACUAGCAAAUCACUUUCGAAUGGUAUGUCAAGUUGUGAUGUCAGAUCUCGUCUUGGCAAUUCAAAUUCUAGCUCACACCAUCAUAACCUAGAGAAUGGUCUGACUUCUGAGAUCUGCCCAGAGAUUAAGGAGAGUGCGAUAAGACGGGAAACCGAAGGUGAAUUUAGGUUGUUGGGACGCCGAGGGGAUAGAUUAUCUGAAGUGCAGAACAGGGGAAGAAGAGUCUCUUUUGGCAUUGAAGAAAAUGGUAAAGAGCACCAGAGCUGUAAUAUGGAGCCAGGUGAAACCUCUGUUACUAGCUUCGAUGACGAUGAAGGUACCAGUGAUGGCGAAUAUGGCGAUGGGCAAGAGUGGGCCAGGAGAGAACCCGAGAUAGUAUGCCGUCAUAUUGAUCAUAUCGACUUGUUGGGUCUCAAUAAGACCACUCUCAGACUAAGAUUUCUGAUCAAUUGGCUUGUCACGUCGCUGCUACAACUUCGGCUACCUGAUUCAGAUGGAAGUAGCAGAGCAAAUCUUGUUCAAAUCUAUGGUCCGAAAAUAAAAUACGAAAGGGGUGCUGCCGUGGCAUUCAACGUGAGAGACAAAGUUAGGGGGCUAAUCAACCCAGAAAUUGUACAGAAGCUGGCUGAAAAAGAAGGUAUAUCUCUAGGAAUCGGUUUCCUUAGUCACAUACGCGUAGUCGACAAUCCAAGGCACAAAAAAACCAGUUUGAACCUAGAAGAUACUACCCUCUGCAGACCAAUGGCAAAUGGCAAGCUUGGUGAAAAGGGCGGGUUCGUGUGUGUCGAAGUCGUGACAGCUUCUCUGGGAUUUUUGACCAAUUUCGAAGAUGUCUACAGAUUAUGGGCUUUUGUUGCUAAGUUUCUUAAUCCAACCUUUAUCAAAGAGGGUACUCUUCCAACUGUUCAAGAAGAAUCAGAGGUAUAAUAACCAAAGAAGCAGAGCCAUUGACGGCAUAGGUACAGCUUCAAGAUUAUGUCAUUUGGACAAGAAGGGAGAAAUACACGAAAAUGGAGGAUGGUGCAUUAUCUUCCCACGCUUCUCUGAUGCGUCGAAUCGAACUUCACUUGCGGCUCUCAAGAACAUGCUGAUGAAUUUGUUUAUUCAUACUUAUUUUUAACUGGGUUUGUUCUGGUUUCGAGUUUAUUGCAAGAUUGGGCUCUGGAAAAAAUAGUUUGCUCUCGAGCGAGCAGCCAUGGCAGCUUGAUCUUGCUGGUACAUAGCUCCAUAGAGGCUCAAAUUCUUGAUUCUGUGUAAAAGAAGUGUAGCUUAGAAUUAUGGCUGCUGUAUUAAGCUUAUUAUUCUCAGCAACAUUUCCCAUUUUC